This is a messenger RNA of Anneissia japonica, 922 nucleotides long. RefSeq lists its product as uncharacterized. Gene Ontology annotation, molecular function: protein binding. The record is from RefSeq and is a predicted model, not a curated record. Lineage: Eukaryota; Metazoa; Echinodermata; Crinoidea; Comatulida; Comatulidae. The transcript is spliced from 4 exons. The coding region runs from base 44 to 907 and encodes 287 amino acids. Gene Ontology annotation, biological process: regulation of apoptotic process.
AGACGGUGAACAAUUAAUAUCAGAACCGCACCCGAGUGUCUGUAUGGAGGUAUUAAACUAUCUCAAGCAUCAACUGAAGACUGUGUAUGUUACAACAGUAGGAAUCGGUUACGAGUUACGCGUCUUGUGCAGCGUAUGUCAUCCCACGCAGCCACCUCAUUUACAUACUCUUGAGAAAUGUUUAGAAAACGAUAGGGUUUCAUGUGGAAAGUAUAAAAUGAACACAUCUCGUUUUAAGGUCUUGUUUCAAGAAGAUAUUCAAGAUGCAUCCUUGUCUAAGGCUUUACCUCAUAGGCUCAUACAUGGAGAGCGGAUGCCAGAAAUGUCAGGUAUGCAGUUCAAUGCUUUUAAAAUGGUUGUCUCAAACUGGUACGAUGAAAACAGAUGUCUUAGUAUGUUGAAAGUGUUGUUCAGAGAUACGGUGGACAAUGUGAAACUAGCAGAAAUAAAUAAAACGAUAGACUUGCUGAAUGAAUUGGUUGUACAUGGUAAGCUGAGUGCAGAGGAUCCUACUCUACUGUAUGACACCAUCAGAAUAACUGGACAUUUUGCUCUUCAAAAGAAGAUCCAAGAAACACUGCCAUCAUUCCAGGAUGUUAAAGAAGGAACCAUUUCAACAAGUUUCACACCAUACAGACAAAAACUAAUGAAAUUGGGGAAGACUUUGACUACAGAUAACGUGGCGCAGAUCGACGGAUUGUAUAAUACACCUCGUAAGAUGUAUACCGACAGUUGGAGUAUGAUCACUAAUCUAGAAGACAGGCGUAAAAUCAGCGAAGGAAAUAUGACGGAUUUCAUUAAUUCUUUGUCACUGCUUAAGCUUCCUCUGGCAUUGGCCGCAUUGACAGAAGGUAUUACAGUAUUCACUGUUUCAAACAUUGUCAUGUCGGCCAUUCUCUUUACUUGAAUGUCGACUGUCGUG